This is a messenger RNA of Cylicocyclus nassatus, 1055 nucleotides long. NCBI's taxonomy places the organism in Eukaryota, Metazoa, Nematoda, Chromadorea, Rhabditida, Strongylidae. The record is from the annotation of a GenBank genome assembly.
AGGAAUGGAUGAAGACAAUUUGUUUGGUGGUGAUCUGAGCGAAAGCAGCAGCGAUGAGGAGACUGAAACGGAAAACUCAAACGCUCCACCUCAAGCCUCUGCUUCUGUAAAGGAGGAACAAGGCACUGUCAAAGAAGAGAAAAAAGACCCCUUGAGACCAAAAGUGAGCUUUUCACUAGCAGACGAUGAAGAAUCCAACGAUGGCAUAUCCAUCUUCAGCGGCUUGGGUGACAGCGGGGCGCUAAAUUUACCCGUCAGCAAAGCUACAAAAAGAAAGGCCCCUUCACCUUCGCCGUCGAACACGGAAGCAAAGCGUGUUAAAUCAGAAGGUCAUCUGACCGAAUCCACGUCGACAGCAGACUUUCAGGAGGCUUUGAGCUUGCUAAAUGAUCCGACUGGAGAUACGUUUGCUGCUCCAACAGCUCCAGCUCCUAGAAAAACAAAGGAUAAAAGCAAGCUUGGUGUUGUGAAGAAGGAGAAAGAUGUACGAUUUGCCUCCGAUGUUGUCCAAAACGAGAAACCAUCAACUAGUCAACAGAAACCAUCGGAGAGCUCGACUUCUAAAACAGAAAAUGAUGAAGAAGACUCGCUGCCAAUCAAGCCUCUCAACGAAGAGGAUGAGCUAUUGCGUCUCAAAAUGCAGAUUCUCAUCUCAAAUUUUUCUCAAGAGCAGUUGAACAGAUACGAGAUGUACAGAAGAUCUUCAUUCCCCAAAUCCACCAUUCGUCGUCUUAUUCACCAGUACACGGGGGUUAACGUUGGUCAAAAUGUUGUUAUCGCGGUUGCUGGGCUUGCUAAGGUGUUUGCAUGCGAACUGGUGGAAGAAGCACUCGAUAUCCAGGAGAAAAUGAGAGAGUCGGGAGAACCUUUGAAACCGAAUCAUCUUCGUCUAGCAUACUAUUCACUGGAGCGACAAGGAAAAAUAUUUCCGCAAAACAGCCAGCGAAGAAAUCCUUUCCUGUGAUCACUCUACCUCAUCGACUGUUGUUCAUAGUGAUUGCUGUUUCAUUUUUCUUAUAUGUAACAUAAGAUAAUGUACAUAUCUCUGUUUUUUU